Messenger RNA from Hyaloscypha bicolor E, 5580 nucleotides. RefSeq lists its product as uncharacterized. The annotation marks the transcript as partial. The record is from RefSeq and is a predicted model, not a curated record. Lineage: Eukaryota; Fungi; Ascomycota; Leotiomycetes; Helotiales; Hyaloscyphaceae. The transcript is spliced from 2 exons.
ACAACCUCGGAUCCUUUCCCCACACUCUACCGUGUCUCUCUCCGCGCCAUCACAUUCCAUUGUCAACCUGUGCAACCUUCAUCAUGAGGUUACGCUUGACCGUAAGGCGCCAUCGCCUCCCGGACACGCCCAUCAUCUGGGCCAUCGACACCAGUCCUAAUCCCACCAUCCACCAUCUUCUUGAGCAGGUAAACGAGGUAAUACCGAUCGAGUCCGAUGGCGAAUGGGGUCUGGAUGACUAUGCUGUCGAGGUAAAGGGCAACAACGGAGUCAAUUACGAAUGCCUUCACUUUCAGCAUUUGGCGAGUGUAAUCAAGGACGAAGAUGAAGUCAUAAUACGACCUCUUCUCACCCAGGACAUCAAGAUACGACGAGUCUCUGGACGCAUGCAAAUCUCGACCGAUGGUAAACAUCUUGUCGACGGCGUUGCCUGGGGCAGACCACUAUUGAGGAAAGCAGGGGAUCGACCUGCUAUCAAUAUACCACCACGAAAAAGGCAAAGAAUCGAACACAACAAAGACGAUGAAGAGCCCGAAUGGUUUCAGACUCUUAAGGAAAACGAAGCGGAAGACUCUGAGGAGGAUAAUAAUAAUAGGCAGCUCAUCUUACACGCUGAUUUUGAAGAUGAUGAUGAAGAGGAUGAUGAAGACUUCGCUCCUGGAGAAGACGAAGAUGCAGACGAGGACGGCGAAAGUGAAGAAGACUUUGAAGGAGACAACGAAAAGAAGGAAGCCGAAAAUGGGGAAGAACCUCCUGUCGACUCGCACGCAGAUGUAGAAGCCACCGACGAUUCUAAUGAACCUGCCCUUGCGGACGUAAGGGAUCAGGUAACUCGAGCGAAGAUCCGUAAGUUGCAUUCUGCCUUUCCUAAAUCGCCUCUGGCCGUGUGCAAGUACGUCUUCAACGGGUCGGAGGAUAUUGGAGAAGCCUAUGAAGCCAUGGCACGAGGCUUCGUCCCCGAGAAGCCAAAAAGUGUGGUUACUGAGAUCUCACAAGGAGUUAAUCAAGGCGAUUUGACGGUGCCCAAAACCUGGUCAAUGGCGAAGACCCUGUCUGUGCAUGAAUCGGAGAAUUUGGCGAGUAUGCAGGUCGAGCCAGACGAGAAUACACUUCUCGAUUAUUACGACCAGAAUGGACUUCCCCCGGGUUCUAUCAAGUCCGGCAAAGCCCUGUCGGUCAUGGCAGCGGCCCUGAAAAGCUCGCCUGCUCGACCACGUUCGGAAUCAAGGAGAUCAGCCUCAGUCACCAGCAAUAAGAGCGUCAGAUUUGCUUUGGAUGAAAAUUUCUCAAAAGGCCUCACCUCAACCCCAUUCAUAGACAAAGAGUCUCAAGUCGAGGGGGAAGAAAGCGAAGAAGAAAGCGACGAUGGGAGUUCAGAGUCCGAUGACGAAGAUGCUAGCAGCAGUGAGGAUAGUAGCGAUUCCUCCGACGAGGAGGCCGAGGGAGGAAAGGGUUCAGAUGGUGGAACGUCAUCCUCAGGAAGUGGCAGCGAGAGCAGCAGCGACUCAUCGAGUGAUGAUGAUGAAUCAGCGGAGGAGGCUUCCCCUUUCAGCAAGCAAGAGACUCUUAUCAAUGCUCCUGCUAAUCUCAAUACAACAUCUCCAUCUCAGGACAAUAAGUCGAAGAAAAUACCAAGCGCAGCUCCAGGACAAGGGUCAACCCAAACCCAUACGAGAAACCAGCGUAGGAGAAAUGCAGAUGCCUUAGACAGAUUUAAAAAGAAGGGGAUCCUUCCGGCUGGAACCACGAUAGCUGAUUUUAGGGGCUUGGGGAUAGACGAGACAACAUCGGCAGAGACCGCAUUGGCUGCAUUGGAGGCCGUUAGGGCUGCCAGGACCCUCCGACAAUCCAGUGAAAAAACGGACCAAUCCGUGAGCCAGGGGCUUGAAUUUGAACAUCGCAGACAAGAACUGCUCGCAUCUCUUGCAGCUGGUGGCGUUGGAGUUGAUCCCGAAUUCUCGAGAAAUGUCCAUCAAUCGCCACCUACUGAAUCCGGCCCUGAUGUUGAGAUGACAGGGGUUGAAGAAUCUGCUGGAGAAUCUCUAGAGUCUCAGCAUGCUGUCGAGACCCAACAAAGCGUCGAGUUGCACAGCAGUGCCGAGUUGCAGUGUGAGCAGAGCGUCGAACCGCGGCAGGUUGUCGAGUCACAGGCAGUUGUAUCACAGGAGGUUGCAAAUCCGGCUUCAAUCGCCGUCGAUCAAAUUGAGCACACUUCAACGCCUCCGCCAAAUAAUGGUGCAGAGGUUGAGAUGGCCAAACCCUCAACAGCUCCAGAAAUGGCAGCUGUCGAUACCCCUUCGGCCUCUCCGAAACCUCCACAGCCUUCUACAGAGUCGAGGCAGCCGAGCUCAUCACGACGAUCAAAGCUGGACCUAGGUGCAGGGAAACGACUUUUGUUUAGUGCGUUGGGGGUUAGGGCGCCGAAGACGAAAAAGGAUGAAGAGAAAGUUCGAAACAACCUCAUGAAAGGCGUUCGACCGCUGGUACCAAAGAAACCAACUGAGGAUCCACAACCAGAUCCCAUUGACGAAACGGCCGUCGAAGACCUCGACGAGUGGAGACAAAAGAUCAUCUACCGUGCUGUGGAGUGCAUUCAAGAUGCAGUUGAUCUGAGUGAACCACCUUUUCCAUUCGAACAGCGAUGGGAUCCUCAACAACGAGGCCAAUACAAAGGCGACCGGGGAGGAAAGCGGAAGAAGGAUCAACGAGACCAAGCUCAGUAUUACCAAGACGAUACUCGAGCCUCGAAGAAGCAAAAACGGCGGAAGGGCAAGCACAACUAUGCUGAAGAACAAGAAUAUCUCGAUGCUUCUUACGAACCAAGCUUUCGAGACGACACCACGACCUCGCAAUUCGACAAUCCCAUCCAAGCUAAGCGGCUUCAAAGCGAUGACGUUGAAGGGGAAAUCAGUCAGCAAUUGAUGAAUGACAUACAGACUCCAAUUGCUGAAUUCAGUCAAGGACCCGAAGACCUCGCACUUCUCCCAGAUGAUCCAUCCACUUUGCCAGAUCUCAAUGAUGGCCAGGCCAAAGUAGGCAUGACCAUUGCUUUCAAACAAUUGGAAAUGUCAGAAGCUACAAAGUGGCAGCCGCAAAUCUCGGCAUAUCGCACAACCAUUGUGAUCGCUAUCGCCGAGAGUGGCGAGCUCCAGCUUACUCUGGCUAUGAGGGACCGACAACAGCCAAACAAGCGCUACGAUCCUCAAACCGGGGAGAGGAUAUAUUCCAAUUUCGAAAUCCCUGAUGAUAAUGAAAUGGAUGAUGAAGACAACGAAGGGAUGCUUAAUCUUCUCUUCAACGAACUCAUCGAGCCUAAGAUUGUUCAGGAGCCACCUCCAAAUAUAGGCGGUGAUGUGGGGAUGGACGAAUCGUCUCAGGCAAAGGAGCUCACAGGUUUUGAUACAGUUACUUUGAGCCAUGAACAAAAACCUACCGGUGAUGCUGAGGAAGCUCAAUUCUCCCAUGUCACCGAGACUCCUUUGAACUCGGAUGCCCCCGAACCGCAUCAACCAGAGGAAAACAUGUUAGAUGCACCUGCUGAACCACAGACUCCAUCUGCAGAAAGUCAAUUAAGGGACAGCAUGGUAGAUGCACUUGCUGAACCCCUGAGCAAAAACACUCCUGCCAACGACUCCAUUGUUGAACCGGAUACGCCAUGGGCAGAACUACAGAAGAAUCACACUUCUGCUAUUGACAACUUGGCAGAGGAUAUUUCCGAAGAGGGUAGGCAAAAGUGGACUCACUUGAUGAGGGAGGAAGGAGGAUUUCACUCUAGCGUCCCAUCCUCGCUCACGAAACUCGUUCGACCUGAUGGUAUGAAGUCGCCUGAUGAAUUGAAGAAGUUAGCACAGGACAUGGACAUGAGUGAAACUCCCCUCGAGCGUCCAUAUUCUCCGAAGUUUAAUGGUCUCGGAUCCUCACCAACCAGAAAGCCACGAGGCACUUCGAGGUCUCCAGAAAAGGAUGAAUGUGAAGAUUCUCCUCCGGCACCUCCUCAAUCAAGUUGGGAAACCGUUGAUGAGCUUGCGAAUCCACCACCUCAGGUUACUGAACAGCCACAAGAGUCACAAUCUUCCCCUCUUACUUCCGCAGCCCUCAAGACCACGCAAACUGAAAGCGGAAAGAAGGCCCCAGCGAGGACACUACCACCAAGCAAAGGCCUACAAGCAUGGCAAGCACUUAAACUGCGAAAGAGAAGUCCGACCCCCGCCUCAGACGUGGAAAACUCUAAGACUUUCCCCGGUCCAGGCUUGAGCCUCGGCCUAGAUGGUGCUGAUGAGCGAGAGUCGAUACCAAGCGUGAGAUAUCCGGGUUUAUCUGUGGGCUCCUCCUUCACCAGCCAGGUUGCAGAUCACGGCCGACAGCCGGACUUUGACUUUGAGGACACUUUCAAUUUGAGUGCAGAUAAAUCGAAAGCAGGUGGUCUUGAUUUUGACAAAUUAUCACACGAUCCUCAGCCAGACGUAGAGUCGGAAGCAGCUCGUUCUGCCACUCCAAAAGAGGUCACCAAUUCCAGUUCCGUAGAAAUCGACAUGUCUGAUGUUGACGAACCUGAGCAGCCACCGAGGGAAUCGGACAAUGAAUACAAAGCUCCUCAAUGGAACUGCCCUGAAAUCCUCGAGGAUGAUCCUUCAUCCGAUGAGUCAGUCUUGCCUACAAUCGAAGAGAUAGCAUCUUCUCAGAAGGCAAUAAAGCGCGAGACGGCGACACCUACGAAAAGCUUAAAGGACGCUAGACACAAGAAAGCCAUGGAAGCCCUCGACGAUGACGUUUUCGAAGAUUAUCAAACUACACUAAACCAGAAACAAAGAUCAUUUUCCGCAAAUCGGCCGUCCAAGGGUAGGAAUUCGGAGAAGCCUGCGUACCAGCCGCGAGCCUCGAUCCCUCGAGCUUCUCAACCCCGUCCCUCUCAAAGCCAGCCUCAAGCAUCACAAAUCGUCGAUCUGACAAUGUCCAGCGAUAUUGAAGCUGAACCCGAAUCUGAACCGGAGAAGACUGUUCGACGCCCUUCCAAGAGAUACGAUGAUGGGGAUGAUGAUUCGUAUGAGGAUGAUGAUCCAAAGACAGGGUGGAUACCGAAGAAGCACAGCAAUGUUCGGGGGGCUGAGACCAGGAGACAUACGAGCGUUGGAUUGAGACCUUCCUCUCAGGCAUCUCUCAACACACAGAAUAGAAGAAAGACGAGUGCUAGGUGAUGUGUUUUGGUGAAGUUCGAGUUGUCCGUAGUCGUUUUUACUGUUUGACAAUGAAGAUACCAUAUGGACGGACGAUGGCGUUCCGAGUGGGAUAGAUAAAUGGCUUGGUUUGCAUUGAGCACACUCAAAUUUUGCAGUAUUGUUGAAAGGGCAGUCCUGUCCAUUAUUCUAAUUCGAGAACGAUUCUGCAAUUUGCCAAUCUUCAAGCUUUCUGAUAAUUUCAUCCUGAGGCUGUUGAGUGGUCAGCUUACUCUCCGCAUCUCUUAGCAAUGACUUUCGAUACGACUUUGGGGAGAAAUGAAAGUUUAAUACAACUCCUUUUCUAAGAACACAAUCAAGGAGGCGCCGUUCAUUCAGUAUCGAACCGUUUAACCACCAUUGUAAG